Elephantulus edwardii (Cape elephant shrew) is the source of this 1280-nucleotide messenger RNA. RefSeq names its product serine/threonine kinase 32B (gene STK32B). The record is from RefSeq and is a predicted model, not a curated record. The coding region runs from base 45 to 1280 and encodes 411 amino acids. Gene Ontology annotation, biological process: regulation of signal transduction; G protein-coupled receptor signaling pathway; protein phosphorylation. NCBI's taxonomy places the organism in Eukaryota, Metazoa, Chordata, Mammalia, Macroscelidea, Macroscelididae. The transcript has 12 exons. Gene Ontology annotation, molecular function: ATP binding; G protein-coupled receptor kinase activity; G protein-coupled receptor binding.
CCGGGCAUGUAGCAGGGGCGACAGCGGCGCGGCCGCGGCGGAAUAUGGGCGCGAACCACUCCCACAAGCCCCCAGUGUUUGACGAGAAUGAGGAAGUCAACUUUGACCAUUUUCAGAUUCUGCGGGCCAUUGGCAAAGGGAGUUUCGGAAAGGUCUGCAUCGUGCAGAAGCGAGACACAAAGAAAAUGUACGCAAUGAAGUACAUGAACAAGCAAAAGUGCAUCGAGAGGGACGAGGUCCGGAACGUCUUCCGGGAACUCCAGAUCAUGCAGGGCCUGGACCAUCCUUUCUUGGUCAACCUGUGGUACUCGUUCCAGGAUGAGGAGGACAUGUUCAUGGUGGUGGACCUGCUACUGGGCGGCGAUCUGCGCUACCACCUGCAGCAGAACGUCCACUUCACGGAGGGCGCUGUCAAACUUUACAUCUGCGAGCUGGCCCUGGCGCUGGAGUACCUGCAGAGAUACCACAUCAUCCACAGAGACAUCAAGCCAGACAACAUCCUGCUGGAUGAACACGGACAUGUUCACAUUACGGACUUCAACAUAGCAACCGUUGUGAAAGGUGCAGAAAAGGCAUCCUCCAUGGCUGGGACCAAGCCCUACAUGGCUCCAGAGGUGUUCCAGGUGUAUGUGGACGGAGGCCCUGGAUACUCGUAUCCUGUUGAUUGGUGGUCCCUGGGAGUCACCGCCUACGAGCUCCUGCGGGGCUGGAGGCCGUACGAAAUCCACUCGGCCACGCCCAUCGAUGAGAUCCUCAGCAUGUUCAAGGUGGAACGUGUCCACUACUCAUCCACGUGGUGCAAGGGCAUGGUAGCCCUCCUGAAGAAGCUCCUGACCAAGGACCCUGAGAGCCGGCUGUCCAGCCUUGGUGACAUGCAGAGCUCACCCUAUCUGGCCGACAUGAACUGGGAUGCGGUGUUGGAGAAGGCGCUGACGCCCGGCUUUGUGCCCAACAAGGGGAGACUGAACUGUGAUCCCACGUUCGAACUCGAGGAGAUGAUCCUAGAGUCCAAGCCCCUUCACAAAAAGAAGAAGAGGUUGGCCAAGAACAGAUCCAGAGACGGCACGAAGGACAACUGUUCCCUGAAUGGCCACCUGCAGCAGUGCCUGGAGACUGUGCGGAAGGAGUUCACCGUUUUCAACAGAGAUAAGCUACGGAGGCAACAAGACCAGAGCAGUCAGCUGUCAGACACGGAUGACCAAACAAGUCAGGACAAGGUCCAGGAUGGGUGCAACAACAACCUCCUCAGCCAUGCCUGCUCCCGAGGCUGCAGCAGCUAA